AGCAAAGAGAAUAUACUGCAAUUUUCAAACUCCUUUUGAGAAAAAAGGGGAGAAAAAUAUUGUGUAGAAUUUGAAUUUAUUAUUCUCCACUAAGUCAUUUACAGCUAGCAGGUGAUUAUAAAUCCAAUUUUAAAUCCAUUUCGACGAUUCGAUAUUCAUGGAGCCAAACUGAUCGUUCAGUCACAGACACAGCUCAGAGCUCUCGAGAGAGAGCGGCGGCCAUGGGGUUCGCCGUGUCUCUCAUCAGCGCCAUGUUCCGGCGGAUGUUCGCCUCCGCCGGCCUCCGGCCAGGCUCCGCCGUCGUCGACGACGACGGCACGACGCUCCACUUCUGGGCGCACUCCUCUCUCCUGAUCCUCCCUUCCAAGAAUGGCGCCGCCGCCGCCGCCGCGGCGGCGGGGCGGCGGCCGGUGGUGGUGCUCGUCCAUGGCUUCGGGCCGGACCCGACGUGGCAGUGGGGCGCGCAGGUGGGCCCGCUCUCCCGCCACUUCGACCUGGUGGUCCCGACCCUCCUCUUCUUCGGCGCCUCCACCACCAGCGCCGCGCCGCGCUCCGACGCGUUCCAGGCAGCCGCCAUCGCCGCGCUCCUCACCAGCGGCGGCGCGCACCUCCCAGGCCUCGGCGGCGAACGCCGGGAACUGCACAUCGUGGGCACCAGCUACGGCGGGCUGGUGGCGCGGCACCUGGCGCGGGCGCUGUCGACGUCGGCCGGCGACGGCCAGGUGGAGGUGGGGAAGGUGGUGCUGUGCGACGCCGACCUGGCGAAGGGGGCGGAGGACGACGCGGCGCUGGCGGCGAAGGGCGGCGUGGCGGAGGUGACGGAGCUGAUGGCGCCGGCGGACGGGAAGGCGUUCCGGCGGCUGAUGGCGCUCUGCGUCCACCGCCCGCCCAAGUACAUCCCCGACUUCCUCGUCCGCGACCUCCUCCGGAAAUAUUUCGCGGACAAAAGAGAGGAGAAGAUCCGGCUGAUCAAAGAGAUCGUCACCGAGGAACAAGACUCGCAGCUUAAUUCUCCUCUCCCUCAAGAAAUUUUGAUCAUCUGGGGGGAGUUCGACCAGAUUUUCCCUGUGGAGAAAGCACACAAAGUGAAAGAGAUGCUUGGGGAGAAGGCGACGGUGAAGAUAAUACCGAACACGGGGCACCUGGCGCACCAGGAGGAUCCCAAGAUGUUCAACGAUAUCCUGCUCAAGUUCUUGCUGCCUUCUCCUGCCGUCGCCAAUGGUGCAAAAUAAUCAAGUGUGCUAAUACAAUUAUACAAUGCGAUCUGCUUUUCCGGCCAUCGGGUACUCGGGUGUAAUGGUUCAGGAUCUUUGAUUCGUGUUUCUUAAAUUUCGAAUUGUGUAAUUGGUUGCAUUUGAAUUUAUCAUGGUCGAGAGAGGAGAGACAUCGAAAUGUUUUGUUUUGGUUCAGCUACUUUGCGAAGUUAUUUUGGAGUACGCUCAAUGUAAGAAUUUAUAAAGAUCUUCGAUGUCAAAAUGGGUCCAUAGCUCAGUGGUAGAGCAAUUGACUGCA
Oryza sativa Japonica Group (Japanese rice) is the source of this 1512-nucleotide messenger RNA. RefSeq lists its product as uncharacterized. NCBI's taxonomy places the organism in Eukaryota, Viridiplantae, Streptophyta, Magnoliopsida, Poales, Poaceae. The record is from RefSeq and is a predicted model, not a curated record.